AGGUCUCAACGAUCAAUGAGUUUCUUUCUUUCUUUUCUUCUUUUUACAAAACUGCCUUGUUUAAUUGGAUAAGAAUACAAGGGUGUAGUAUAACCACAGGUAUCACAGCAAUAUAAAAUGUGGCACGCACAAAAAUAAACCAAAAGAACAUUAGAAAAUAAACUUUCACUCUCAUUGAACUAGAGAAUGGAAAAUAAAAUAAACUCACUCUCAAUGAACAUUAGAAAAUAAACUUUCACUCUCAAUGAACUAGUGAAUGGGAAAUCUAUUUACAUUAUACAGCCAAAAAACAACUCAAGGCCUAUUCUUCUCCAAAGGCAGUUUGCCUCAUUGAUGGGUGAAAGAGUAACAUUUUUAUUGAAACAAAACUGCCUUGUAUUAAUUUAAAAGAAGUGUACUUCAAAAAUCCACAAGUAUCAUCAACAAAGAAAGUUGAUACAAAGAAUUAGGAAAACAGAAACUAGAGAGCGGAAUGAAUAGAAAAAAAUAAUUACAAAAUGUUAUGAUCCCAUAUCGACUAAGAGAUUGAUUGGUGGUAUAUAACUACUUAAGACUUGUUAGAUAUUAGAUGUAUAUUAGCUGUAAAAGAAUUAGAUAUUUAGUAGAUAUUUAGUAGAUAUUUAGUCUCCUAACUUUGUAUAUAAAUAUGUAUUAUUCUAUGAAAUCAACACACAAUUCGAAUCACUAUUUUCUACAUGGUAUCAGAGCAUUGUGAUUCAAAAUUCGAAAUUCGAAGUUAGGGUUCUGAAUAAAAAAAAAAAAAGAAAAAUUAGGAUUUGAGUUUAGGGUUGUUUUUUCGAAAAUCCUAUUUGGAGUGAACAUUUUUUCUCACCGCCCACAUAGGAGGACUGCCCAGCCGCCGAUCUACGAACCCCCGAAGUCCGGUCGCCGGAUUCCUCGCGCGUGGGGCUCACGCGCCGCCUGAAGCUUCUGCGCGUGGGGCUCACGCGCCGGCGCGUGGAGGCGCGUGUGACGGCGCCUUCGACGGCGUUCUGUUGCCGAUUCUUCACUGGGUUCUUCUAAGCCCACUCGCAUCUGUUCUAGGUUGUAAUUCGGUAUUUGUUUGUUUUCUUCGUGUUUGGGUGUUCAUUCUUUGGUGUUCUUUUGUUCUUUUUCUUUGUCCUUUGUGUUUGCUUUUGAGAUUAUGGCAGAGAUAAGAUCAGAUUCAAAAUCAGUUGUUGUUUCUGAUGUUGUUCCCGUGAUGUCUAAAAUUACGGAUCAUAAGUUGAUUGGUUUGAAUUAUUUGGAAUGGAGUAAGACGAUUCGAUUGUAUUUGAGGAGUAUUGACAAAGAUGAUCACUUGACUGAUGAUCCUCCUGAAGAAACAAACGAUUCAAGGAAAAUAUGGCUCCGUGAGGAUGCUCGCUUGUUCCUUCAAAUUCGAAAUUCUAUCGAUAAUGAGGUAAUUAGUUUGAUUAAUCAUUGUGAAUUGGUUAAAGAACUAAUGGGUUACUUGGAGUUUUUGUAUUCUGGCAAAGACAACAUAUCUCGCAUAUAUGAUGUUUGCAAAGCUUUUUAUCGCGCGGAGAAACAAGAUAAGUCUCUUAUGAAUUAUUUUAUGGCUUUCAAGAAAACAUAUGAAGAACUUAAUGUGCUAUUACCCUUUAGUCCUGAUGUAAAAGUUCAACAGCGCCAACGAGAACAGAUGGCUAUUAUGAGUUUUCUUGCAGGACUCUCAUCUGAAUUUGACUCUGCAAAGUCACAAGUUCUCUCUGGUUCUGAUGUCUCCUCUUUACAAGAUGUGUUUACUCGUGUUCUUCGCACAGAGACUACCUCUUCAACUCCUCUUAAUAGCGCCUUGGUGAGUCGUAAUAAUUCUGCACCGGAAAGAAACUCUACUCCCAGUGGAUUUAAAGGAGGUAAUUCACAAGGACCUGAUAACCGCACACCAAAUUCUGGGAGCAUCAUGUGCAAUUAUUGUAAGAAACCAGGCCACACCAAGUUUGAGUGUAGGAAGUUACAAUUUAAGAAUCGACAACAACACUCUGCCAAUAUUGCAAGCACUAGUGAUGCAUCUGACAAAUCGGUCCUUAUUUCUGCUGAUGAAUUUGCCAAGUUCUCAAGGUAUCAGGAAACACUUAAGUCUUCAUCUUCUUCUGUCACUGCGAUUGCUGAUUCAGGUAACUCUAAUGUAUGCCUUCUUUCCAAAUCCUCAAAAUGGGUCAUUGAUUCUGGUGCCACAGAUCAUAUGACAGGUAAUUCCCGUCUCUUUUCCACUUUUCAGUCUCACAGUCCCACUUCUGUUGUCACCUUAGCUGAUGGGUCAACAGCUUCUGUUCUUGGAUCUGGCACUAUUGUUCCUACACCUAUGCUAUCUUUGUCAUCAGUCUUACAUUUACCUGAUUUGUCCUUUAAUUUGCUUUCUGUUAGUCAACUCACUCGUAAUCUAAAUUGUUGCAUCUCAUUCUUUCCUGAUCAUUGUUUGUUUCAGGAUCUUAUGACGAAGAAGAUUAUUGGUAAAGGACAUGAAUCUAGUGGCUUGUAUGUUCUUGACCCACUUCCGCCAACCUCUAUUGUUUGUUCGAGUGUUGCUUCCGCUUUUGAGGCUCAUUGUCGUUUAGGUCAUCCAUCCCUUCCUUUGCUCAAGAAACUGUGUCCCCAAUAUAGUAGUUUAUCUUCGUUAGAUUGUGAGUCAUGUCAGUUUGCCAAACAUCAUCGUGUUAGUUUGAGUCCACGUGUCAAUAAACGUGCUAGUGUUCCUUUUGAGUUAGUUCAUUCUGAUGUUUGGGGUCCUUCUCCUAUUUUGUCUCAACUCGGAUUCGUGUAUUUUGUUACUUUUGUGGAUGAUUAUUCUCGUGUAACUUGGUUAUAUUUAAUGAAAAAUCGUUCUGAGUUGUUUUCUAUAUUCUGUGCUUUUUGUGCUGAGAUUCAAACUCAAUUUAAUGUAUCUAUUCGUACUUUGAGAAGUGAUAAUGCCAAAGAGUACACGUCUGCUCAAUUUCAAUCUUAUAUGACCUCUAAUGGCAUGCUUCAUGAAACUUCUUGUGUUGAUACGGCACCUCAGAAUGGUGUUGCAGAACGUAAAAACAGACAUCUUCUUGAAACUGCACGUGCUCUCUUGUUUCAUAUGAAAGUUCCUAAACCUUUUUGGGCCGAUGCAGUUUCCACGGCAUGCUUUCUUAUUAAUCGCAUGCCAUCCUCUGUUCUUAAUGGUGAAAUUCCAUUUAAAAUUCUUUUUCCUAAUAAGUCAUUAUUUCCAGUUGCUCCGCGAGAUGGUAGUGUUUGUUUUGCUCGCGAUGUCCGUCCAUCUGUCACCAAAUUAGACCCUAAGGCACUAAAGUGUGUCUUUCUUGGUUAUUCUCGUCUUCAGAAAGGGUAUAGGUGUUAUUGUCCUGAUCUCAACAAAUAUCUUGUUUCUAUUGAUGUUACCUUUGUAGAAAAUACACCUUAUUUUUCAUCUUCCACUACUUCUACUAGUCCGGGGGAGGAUGAUGAUUUGUUAGUUUAUUCUGUCACAUCCUAUGCGCCUGCUACAUGUUCUGGCGGGUCUCUUGUUCCUUCACCUGUCUCGGUCGUCACCCCCGCAAUACCACCUCCACCACUCCCUCGGCCUCCACCACCUCCACCACUCCCUCGGCCUCCACCACCUCCACCACCUCUACCACCUCCACCACUCCCUCGGCCUCCUAUAGUGUACACCAGGCGCCCCCCUCCUCCACCUCCUGUUUCAUGUCCUGCACCUGCAUCUUCAUCAUCAGAUCUGGAAAUCUCAGAUGAUCUUCCCAUUGCACUACGUAAAGAAAAUUAAAUGAACGGCAACAUGCUCUUUUGGAGGAAUUUGCAAAGGAGGAAAUAAAUCAAGGAGAAAAUAGUUUGAACGAGGGAAACUGGUUGCAGAAGUUUUUUGAACAUUUGGCGGGUCCUAAGUUUGUGCUUGAACUAUCCAUGU
Molecule: messenger RNA, 3889 nt
Organism: Cannabis sativa
Lineage: Eukaryota; Viridiplantae; Streptophyta; Magnoliopsida; Rosales; Cannabaceae
Product: chaperone protein dnaJ 1, mitochondrial
Exons: 3
Coding region: 1145-3748 (867 amino acids)
Biological process (GO): response to heat; protein refolding; DNA integration
Cellular component (GO): cytoplasm
Molecular function (GO): nucleic acid binding; ATP binding; heat shock protein binding
Source: RefSeq, a predicted model, not a curated record